CCAGCUGAGCCAACUUUCAAAAUAGCUGCCUACCUAGGCUAAUUAGUAAGUAAAAAUAUCCCCAAAGUAUUCUCAUGCCAAACAAUUUCAUCCAAAAUGUCUUCUACUUCGACCAUUUCCAAUUUGCAAGAUAUCGGGAAGCAAACAUCGCCCCAGUAUUCCUCUGGGUCACCCACUUGCUACCCUCAUGAGUCAGUGACACAGGAGACCACUGAUGCGCAACCAUUUCCUGCUGCGGUUCAUCAGCCGUGUGCAGACACGUUUUCAACCUCCGAGGAAGAGAAGGAGGAGAAGACAAUGGAGAAACACGAUGGUGUGUUGACUGAAGAGGAAGUUUCCAGCUGUUUAUCCAACCUGGGACACUCUGCCACAGGACUAGAGCAUGUCUACCAGUUCCUCUCUGCGCCCGGUCGAAAUCUGAAUAAUGUAUCCAUCCUUUGCAAUUACGUCCACCUUCAAAAGCUAGAACUUCCUUACAACAAAAUAAAAGAUUUAUCCUGUGUAAGCCACAUGCCGUAUCUCAUCAUCCUGGAUGCCUCCCACAACCAACUCACCGACUUCUUUGGAUUCCAGCCACCCAAGAACCUCAAGGAGGUUAACUUUUCCCAUAACCAGAUGUCAGUGAUGACACAUUUGUCAGCCUACUCGUCUUUGAGUAAACUGAAUCUGGACUACAACUGUUUCAGUGAGAUCGGUGGUCUGCUGCAUUGUGCCAGCCUCACACACCUCAGCCUGGCACACAACAAGAUCUCCUGUAUCAGUGGCCUGGACAACCUGCCAAUCAAAGACCUCUGUCUGAGGGGGAAUCAGAUUGAGAAGAUAGAGAAUGUGGAGACUCUGAGAACCCUGCAGGUCCUGGAUCUGUCUCUGAACCGCAUCAGCAGUCUGUCAGGCCUGCAGAAUCUCCAUCUGCUGGGCUCCAUCAACCUGGAGAGUAACCUGAUCAGUGAAAUCAAGGAGGCUACACACAUCCAUGACCUGUGCCUGCUCCGGGAGCUGAAUCUGCAGAGAAACCUAGUCCAGGAACAACUGGACUACAGACUGGCAGUGAUCUUCCUCCUUCAACACCUGACUGGCCUGGACCAGGAGAAAGUCACAGUAGAGGAGAAGGUCUCAGCUGUGAACAAGUACGACCCUCCUCUGGAGGUGGUGGCAGCCAGGGAGCACAUGAGUCACAUGGUAUACCAGCUGAUGCAGCCCCAGGUCAUCUACGACAGCACCCUGCCCAGUCUUGACUCUCCCUACCCCAUGCUGGUGUUGACUGGGCCCCAGGCUUGUGGGAAGAGAGAGCUGGCCCACAAGCUCUGCCGAGAGUUCAAAGACUUCUUCGCCUACGGAACCUGCCAUACCACCAGGGGUCCCUACUUUGGGGAGGAGGAAGGGAGCGACUACCAUUUUGUCACGGAGGAAGAGUUUCAGAACAUGAUUCACAUGGGUAAAUUCCUCCAGACGAUGCAGUAUGCGGGCCACUGGUAUGGUCUGUCUCGUGAGGCCAUAGAAGACGUGGCCGGGGAGGGCCUGGCCUGCUGUGUGCACAUGGAGCUGGAGGGCGUGUUCAGUCUGAAGAACAGCCACUUUGAGCCACGUUACAUCCUGAUGAUCCCCACAGACAAGGAGCAGUACGGCAGGCGGCUGAGGACCAGAGCUCUGUACACCCAGACCCAGAUAGAUACGGCUGUAGCCCGCGUGGAUACAUACGCACUGAUCAACAGAGAGCGCCCAGGCUUCUUCGACAACGUCAUCCCCUGUGAUGAGCCAGUGGAGGCAUACAGAACCCUGAGGCAGGUGGUGAAGGACUAUCUGGGAGUGGAGGAGCAGGGAGGAGAGGACCAGAGCACCACCACAGCAUCUGUGACAGAGUUGAAGAGGGACUCCCUAGUGGACGAGGCGUCCCCAGCCCCCUCCACCAGAACAGAGACAGUCUUUAUGUCCUGCUCCACUCCAGACAUGGACCCCUCAGACCACAACUGUAGGAAGUACUACAACAAGGUCCAGGCCCAGCUCACCCCACAGAAGACCUCAGCAGAGAUGGCCUCCAUCCACAGACGGCAGCAGCUGGUCAGAGAGGCUCUGAUGGGGAAGAGUCCCAGAGCCUACACCCAGCUCUUCAAGAGGUGUGUUCACACAGCUCCAUCAUCAUUGGCCUCUCAGAUGCAGCGGGACCCCACCCUCUCAUCCCCCAUGAUGCCUAGAGCCAGCCAUGACAGACAACACAACCACUCAGAGAAUAGCAGCUCUGAUGCCUCCCGUGCUAGUUCUGGCCUGUCCAUUCCCAGCUCAGCAGGGGCCUUCUCAGAGACAGCAGGGCCAGCCGGGUGUUCAGACCUGGGCUUGGACACCACCGUGGAGCCCCUGGAUGUCUCCUCUCUGGGACACAACCUGGACAUGCUGAAAGAUCAAGUAGAAUCUGGCCACACUCCUGACGCCCCUCCCGGCUCCGAGCUCCUCUCUCCGGGCGCCACCACCACCAUGGCACGCCCAGGCUCCAACGCCAAACCCAUCCUGCCACCUAUCCUGUCGGGACGCAAAACCCCCGGACCCAGCCCUAAGCCCCAAACCCUGAGACAGGAGAGAGAGGGAGAUGAGGAGUGAAGAGGUACAGGAGAGAGGUAGAGGAGGAGUGAAGAGGUACAGGAGAGAGGAAGAGGAGGAGUGAAGAGGUACAGGAGAGAGGAAGAGGAGGUGUGAAGAGGUACAGGAGAGAGGAAGAGGAGGAGUGAAGAGAUAGAGGAGGAGUGAAGAGGUAUAUGAGAGAGGAAGAGGAGGAGGAGUGAAGAAGUACAGAAGAGAGGAGUGAAGAGGUACAGAAGAGAGGAAGAUGAGGAGUGAAGAGGUACAUGAGAGAGGAAGAGGAGGAGUGAAGAGGUAUAUGAGAGAGGAAGAGGAGGAGGAGUGAAGAGGUACAGAAGAGAGGAAGAGGAGGAGUGUAGAGGUACAGGGAAGAGGAGUGAGGAGGUACAUUUACAUUUAAGUAAUUUGCAGACGCUCUUAUCCAGAGCGACUUACAGGAGAGAGGAAGGAGGAGUGUAGGGGUACAAGAGAGAGGACGAGGAGGAGUGUAGAGGUACAGGAGAGAGGAAGAUGAGGAGUGAAGAGGUACAUGAGAGAGGAAGAGGAGGAGGAGUGAAGUGGUACAGGAGAGAGGAGGAGUGAAGAGGUACAGGAGGGAGGAAGAGGAGGAGUGAAGAGGUAUAUGAGAGAGGAAGAGGAGGAGGAGUGAAGAGGUACAGAAGAGAGUAAGAGGAGGAGGAGUGAAGAGGUACAGAAGAGAGGAAGAGGAGGAGUGUAGAGGUACAGGGAAGAGGAGGAGUGAGGAGGUACAGGAGAGAGGAAGAGGAGGAGUGAAGAGGUACAGAAGAGAGGAAGAGGAGGAGUGUAGAGGUACAGGGAAGAGGAGUGAGGAGGUACAUUUACAUUUAAGUCAUUUAGCAGACGCUCUUAUCCAGAGCGACUUACAGGAGAGAGGAAGAGGAGGAGUGUAGGGGUACAAGAGAGAGGACGAGGAGGAGUGUAGAGGUACAGGAGAGAGGAAGAUGAGGAGUGAAGAGGUACAUGAGAGAGGAAGAGGAGGAGGAGUGAAGUGGUACAGGAGAGAGGAGGAGUGAAGAGGUACAGGAGGGAGGAAGAGGAGGAGUGAAGAGGUAUAUGAGAGAGGAAGAGGAGGAGGAGUGAAGAGGUACAGAAGAGAGUAAGAGGAGGAGGAGUGAAGAGGUACAGAAGAGAGGAAGAGGAGGAGUGUAGAGGUACAGGGAAGAGGAGGAGUGAGGAGGUACAGGAGAGAGGAAGAGGAGGAGUGUAGAGGUACAGGAGAGAGGAAGAGGUACAGAAGAGAGGAAGAGGAGGAGUGAGGAGGUACAGGAGAGAGGGAGGGACAAGUAGAUGUUCUUUCAAGAGUUGAAAGGUCACACAGAAUGAACAAUGAUGGACACAUUCACCUGUCUUUUCUGAAUAAAGACAUACCUGUGUGUUAA
This is a messenger RNA of Oncorhynchus nerka (sockeye salmon), 3971 nucleotides long. It is a transcript of the gene lrguk, whose product is annotated as leucine-rich repeats and guanylate kinase domain containing. Gene Ontology annotation, molecular function: protein binding; GMP kinase activity. NCBI's taxonomy places the organism in Eukaryota, Metazoa, Chordata, Actinopteri, Salmoniformes, Salmonidae. Gene Ontology annotation, cellular component: cytosol. The record is from RefSeq and is a predicted model, not a curated record.